AUGUGCCCCUUCAAGCCUUUGUAUGGCUAUGAUCCACCUCAUCUUGCUUUUCCCUCAACAACCACCACAUCUGUCAAAGCUGUUGAAGAUUAUUUGAAGCAGAGAGAUUCUACUUUGGAUAUUCUCAAGAAGUCACUACACAAGGCUCAAGAACGGAUGGUGCACUAUGCCAAUGAAAAUAGGAUUGAUAGGUCUUUCCAAGUAGGUGAUGCAGUCUACCUCAAACUCCAACCCUACAGACAAUCUUCAAUAGCACUUAGAAAAAUUUUGAAGCUCUCUGCCAAAUACUAUGGCCCAUUCUUGGUCAUUAAGAAGAUAGGUGCAGUGGCUUGCAAGCUUCAACUGCCUCUUAGCUCCAGGAUACAUCCUGUUUUUCAUGUCUCCCAGCUGAAGAAGUGCAUCAGCAAGACACACACUCCUUCCACUGAGUUACCAGUUGUGGAUGAUGCAGGACAGAUUCUUCUUCAUCCAGUUGCUAUCCUUAACACUAGAAGCAUCACCAGACAUGGCAGACCUGUGGAACAAUUACUCAUACAAUAG
This is a messenger RNA of Papaver somniferum (opium poppy), 540 nucleotides long. RefSeq lists its product as uncharacterized. The transcript has a single exon. Bases 1 to 540 code for a protein of 179 amino acids. The record is from RefSeq and is a predicted model, not a curated record. NCBI's taxonomy places the organism in Eukaryota, Viridiplantae, Streptophyta, Magnoliopsida, Ranunculales, Papaveraceae.